AUGAAGCUUACUGAUAUUCUUUUCAUGCGCAAAGUCGUACCUUUUGGAACUUGCGACCCAUGGUUCAAAAGAAAUCAGCUAAUGAAGUUUGCCUUUAAUUAUAGAGGACGCUUGGCACGUUGUCAUAAACUUGGUAUGAAUCGAGUCUACAAGGCUCUGCAGUUCGUACAAGCCCUCCGUGAUGCAAGAAAGGAGGAAAUACAUGACAUUUGGAAUCAGCGUAUUGCUAUCGCCAGUGAGCAACACGGACUACCAGGUCGCCGAAUUCUUCUCGAAGGUCUAGCCCAAUCAAACGUUGCGCUGAAUAAAAACAUGCUUCAACUCCUGGCGAUCUACGAGCCUCGAACAUUUGAAGCUCUUGUAAAUGUUGCCAAACAGUAUCAUUCCGAGGUCGGUGUGAAUCUUCCUGCAUCUGAUACUUCCGUCCCUGUCAUUUCUCGAGGCAUGUUGCGCUUUCCAAUAGUACCCGGGAACAAACAUUUGUAUGACUGA
This is a messenger RNA of Opisthorchis viverrini, 492 nucleotides long. RefSeq lists its product as hypothetical. Gene Ontology annotation, molecular function: rRNA binding; structural constituent of ribosome. Lineage: Eukaryota; Metazoa; Platyhelminthes; Trematoda; Opisthorchiida; Opisthorchiidae. Gene Ontology annotation, biological process: ribosomal large subunit assembly; translation. The coding region runs from base 1 to 492 and encodes 163 amino acids. The transcript is spliced from 3 exons. The record is from RefSeq and is a predicted model, not a curated record. Gene Ontology annotation, cellular component: ribosome.